CUAAGUGUUGCAUCCGGAAGUUUACCGUGCAACAUACUAGCAGUGUUUUUAUAUUUAGCUCAGUCCGUUUAUUCUAACGUUUCUUUCUCAACGGCUCAUUUCCAGCCAAAGCAACAAUGUCCGAAAGAAAAGUAUUGAAUAAAUACUACCCUCCGGAUUUCGAUCCAUCAAAAAUCCCAAAGCUCAAACUCCCCAAAGAUCGUCAGUAUGUGGUCCGAUUGAUGGCUCCAUUCAAUAUGAGGUGUAAAACAUGCGGUGAGUACAUCUACAAGGGGAAAAAGUUCAACGCACGUAAAGAGACUGUUCAGAAUGAGUUGUACAUGGGACUGCCAAUCUUCCGUUUCUACAUCAAAUGUACUCGGUGUCUUGCUGAAAUUACAUUUAAGACUGACCCAGAGAACACAGACUAUGCGAUGGAGCACGGUGCAACACGAAACUUCCAGGCAGAGAAACUUAUUGAGGAGGAGGAGAAGAGAAUCCAGCAGGAGAGAGAAGAAGAAGAACUAAACAACCCCAUGAAGGUGUUGGAGAACCGUACAAAGGAUUCAAAGAUGGAGAUGGAGGUCCUGGAAAACCUCCAGGAGCUGAAGGAGCUGAACCAGAGGCAGGCUCAGGUGGACUACGAGGGAAUGAUCAGCCAGUACAGAGAGUUGGAGAAGAGAGAGAGGGAAAGGGAGAAAGAGGAGGAUGAACGUGAAACAAAAGAGAUGUUGGACCGAGCCCUUGUGAAAAGACUCAGAGACUCUGACUCUGAUUCAGAAAAAGAAGAGGAGAGCAGCAGCACAAAAUCAAUGAAGUCCAGCUCAGACAAACCAACAGAUAUACUCACUACUGACAAACCACCAGAGGUACAGGGAGCCUCAGCUGCAGGAGUGAAGAGGGCCAAGACGGAGAGCUGGGAGAGGAGUGUCGGGACUCUGGGCGGCGGGGGAGCACUCGGCUCCCUGGUCGUACGAAAGAAACCAGCAGUGACCGUCAGCAAACCCAGUCCUGUAGUGACGGCUGCUGCUCCCACCUCUCAGAGAGACUCAAAAGCAUCGACAGCCGACUCCGCAAAUACUUCUAAACCCGUCGCCACACAAAAUGGCUCGUCAUCUCUCAGCCUGCUGGGGGCGUAUUCAGACAGUGACAGCAAUGACAGCGAAUGAGAAGAAGAUGAAAUGCGUGACUGACACAUAAUUGUAUAAGUGGUGCAGAAAGGAACAUAAUGAUAUGGCCCUUUUUGUAAUAUUGUACAGAAAAUGAAAUCGUGCAUAAACCAGUUAGUGGGUGGCUGUGUGUGUUGGUGGGUGGUUGUUAGCAGAGAUCCAAAAUCCAGUAAAACAAGAGCAAUUUUAGUGCAUCCACUGAAGAAGGCACCUGUUCUUCUUGAGACCUUAACCUAGAAAAAUAUGUUGGAGUUUAUGUGAGGUAAAUUUGCCCUGUGACAAUAUCAGCUGUAUAUUUCAGUGUUUAUUAAACUCUGUUCAAUACUUUGCACCUGA
This is a messenger RNA of Amphiprion ocellaris (clown anemonefish), 1484 nucleotides long. It is a transcript of the gene yju2, whose product is annotated as YJU2 splicing factor homolog. Gene Ontology annotation, biological process: mRNA splicing, via spliceosome. Bases 117 to 1148 code for a protein of 343 amino acids. NCBI's taxonomy places the organism in Eukaryota, Metazoa, Chordata, Actinopteri, Pomacentridae. Gene Ontology annotation, cellular component: U2-type catalytic step 1 spliceosome. The record is from RefSeq and is a predicted model, not a curated record. The transcript is spliced from 8 exons.